Molecule: messenger RNA, 567 nt
Organism: Vicia faba (fava bean)
Lineage: Eukaryota; Viridiplantae; Streptophyta; Magnoliopsida; Fabales; Fabaceae
Source: the annotation of a GenBank genome assembly
AUGUUGCCCACCGGGCUAGGGACUAUGUCAUGGAGUUUAAUUUUGCAAAUCCCCAUCUGUGCUUUAAGAAGAAGAUUCCCUCUGGGGAUGAGAAUGUCGAUUGCCGGCCUGGUUGUUACAAUGGUGGAUGCGGGGUGUUUCAAUGAUGGUGUAAUGGCUAUGGGGGCUGUCAUUCGGGAUAGCCACCGCAAUGUGAUUAUGUCUUCUUGUUGCAGGAAACGGGUUGAUGUGGACCCAUGUACAGCGGAAGCGAUGACAAUUGAAUGGGGACUCAGUUUGGCCUGCCAUUUAAAUUUCAAGAAGAUUAUGCUGCAGUCUGAUGCUAAGGUUGCGGUUGAUUGUAUCAAUCACCUGAUCCAGCAUGCGAAUCUUGGCCCUUUGGUGGUGGAUUGUAAUAGUUUAAUGAACAAGUUUGAUUUUAUUUCUGUUAUGUUUAUUAUGCAAACUGUCAAUGCUGUUGCUCAUAAUUUAGUUGGUUUAGGUAGAAGGAUUGGUAGUAGAACUUGGUUGGAUUUCACCCCAAUGAUGUCUGAUUACCCUGUACCGUCUUCGUUUGUUUCAUUUUAA